UAUAUUAAUUGCGCGACUCAUGGCAAUGACAUUGUCUAAGGUCUCUCUGCUUGUGUUGGCUCUCCUUGGUUUCUACACUCUUUGGGUCUUUCCAUACAAAAAUGGCUUGCUCAAGAUACUGGGCCAUCAGACAGAACCUGGAGCAGUCAUUCCAGGUCCCACUAUCGCACCCAUGAAGCAGACCUAUACAGGUAUUCGUCCGGUUGACAAUCAGCUGACGGUGCUGGUCAGCUUCUUCUAUACCGCGAUUGAUGGCAACCGGGCCGAUAUCUCACUCUCGUUCUUAGCACUGGGAGGUCAAGUCCUCGGUCUGUGGGUGUUGAUCAUGGUGGAAUCUCUCAGAAACGCUCACCGCGGCAUGUUCUUCUUGACCGCUACAACGUUGUUGGGUCUCGGUGUCGCCAUCAUCGGUUAUGCCUGUGUCACUCCGUUGUGGUUCAUUCUCCAUCUAUGGACAUCGCCAACAGUCGUCAGGCCCAAGGCUGAUCACCUUCUUGUCAAUAUCCCCAUCAUGCUAGCCAUCAUACCGGUCAGCAUAUCGCUUGGAUUUGGCCUCCCAUCAGUCUUGAUGACUCUACCCGCACCAAGCUUCAUCACCUUUGAGACCAAGCAGAUCUUCGCUGCCAUUCAGCAAGGAUGGGCUUUGUGGAUUGGAAUAUCUCAAUUUAGUCUCUCGACACUUGCGAUGAUAUUCGACCCAGCAGCAUCGGUGUUAGAUGAGGAAGAGAAGCGAGUGAAAACGAUCAAAUACCUGCGUGGGGUCUACCUUUUCAGUAUCCUGUCCUCUUCAGUGCCACACCUUGCAGGACUAAGCCUGUCUUUGUUAGCAUAUGCAUUUCCGGUUUUGUUCAGCCCGACGUACCUCCCGCAAUUGCAGCCUCAACAGAUCUACUGGCCAGUCAAUCCCUUCUCGUCACAGGAAGUCAGGACUCUCCCCGAGGGCGCCCUCUGGUUCUUGCAAUGGGAUUUGAUCGUAACAGUAGCAGCCAAUCUGGUUUGGGGGAUGUCGGUGGGAGCUAGUGGCAGAGAGCAACGGUCGACUAUCGCUCAGACAUUGAUUGGAUUGGGUCAAACCGUCAUAACCACUCUUGUCCUAGGACCCAGUGCUGCGGUUGCCUUUUCGCUUUGGUCUCGAGAUGAGCUGGUGUUUCGGAGUUCAACUGCGGUCGGCAAGAAGCAUCAGUAGCCAGAGCUGAAGACAGAACAAUCAUCUGGGGGAACACGGCGGUGGAAAACAAGGCAAAGAGUCAAGUGUUUUGAAAGAAGACCCUUGAUGCCGUGUAGAAUGUCUAGAUAGUUGGGACCUUUCCUCCAAGAAUCAUGAUGCUCUCUGGGCCAUU
This is a messenger RNA of Exophiala mesophila, 1340 nucleotides long. RefSeq lists its product as uncharacterized. The record is from RefSeq and is a predicted model, not a curated record. The coding region runs from base 20 to 1186 and encodes 388 amino acids. The transcript has 2 exons. NCBI's taxonomy places the organism in Eukaryota, Fungi, Ascomycota, Eurotiomycetes, Chaetothyriales, Herpotrichiellaceae.